Myxocyprinus asiaticus (Chinese sucker) is the source of this 2243-nucleotide messenger RNA. Its product is annotated as serine/threonine-protein kinase pim-2-like. Gene Ontology annotation, molecular function: protein serine/threonine kinase activity; ATP binding. Gene Ontology annotation, cellular component: cytoplasm. The transcript has 7 exons. The record is from RefSeq and is a predicted model, not a curated record. NCBI's taxonomy places the organism in Eukaryota, Metazoa, Chordata, Actinopteri, Cypriniformes, Catostomidae. The coding region runs from base 181 to 1113 and encodes 310 amino acids. Gene Ontology annotation, biological process: protein autophosphorylation; regulation of mitotic cell cycle; negative regulation of apoptotic process.
UCGUGUGCGGGUAUUUGGACUGGAGAGGGAAACGUCGCGUUGACGCUCACUGAAACGGCGGAUUUUGAGUCAACGGACAACGCCAAUCAAUAACAGACAUGGACGUAUUCUGAGGCAUUUUACUGUGCCGGCUGAAAUUAUUAUUUCGUUGUACAUUCAGUUGUAAUUCGUGUUUUGAAAAUGUUGGACAAACGUAUUGUUGACUUGCGAUUGGAUCAUUUGGAAGACGUGAAGGCGAAAAAUGUUAAAGAGCCAUUUGAAAAGCAGUACAAGUUUGGAGCGCUUCUGGGAAGUGGAGGUUUCGGCUCCGUUUUCGCCGGACAGCGCAUUUCAGACGGACAACAGGUGGCCAUUAAACAAAUAUCCUGUGACAGAGUUCAACAGUGGGCAAGACUGCCUGGUGAAGCAAACAUGGUUCCCAUGGAGAUUGCUCUAUUGCUGUCUCUGGGCGGUGGGUCGGGGGCAGUACCGGGUCACCGAGGCAUCAUCAGGAUGCUGGACUGGUUUGAAGUUCCGGGUCAGGGGUACCUCAUUGUAUUUGAGAAGCCGCAACACUGCCAGGAUCUAUUCGACUUCAUCACUGAACGUGGGGCCCUGGAGGAACCCAUUGCACAGAGGUUCCUCAAACAGGUCGUCAAAGCCCUCCAGUUCUGCCACUCCAGGGGAAUUGUGCACCGGGACAUCAAGGAUGAGAACAUCCUGGUGGACACCCGCACUGGAGACAUCAAAAUCAUUGACUUUGGAUCUGGGGCUCUGUUAAAGGACUCCAUUUACACUGACUUUGAAGGUACCAGAGUUUACAGUCCUCCAGAGUGGAUCCUCAAACAGCGUUACAACGCCCGUCCACUCACUGUGUGGUCGCUGGGCGUACUUCUGUUUGACAUGGUGUGUGGGGACAUUCCUUUUGAGCGGGACGGGGACAUUGUACAAGCCACUCCUAGUUUCACCAAACGCAUCUCCAAAGAAUGCCAGUCUCUGAUUUGCUGGUGCCUUACAUACAGACCAGAGGAUCGGCCAACAUUAGAGCAGAUCCUUCUUCAUCCUUGGAUGAUGGAGAACUCAGAGGACAUUGGAGAUUUGCAAGCAGAAAGCAAUAUCACGCCAAGCCUUUGAAUCCCAAAGGACUUUGACAUACAGUACACUGUUUCUUGUUACACUGGACUUUUCAAACUCUAGUUACUGCCUGCUGGACUUCCUAAUGUAUUAGUUUUGUUUGGCUGCCAUCAGAAGAUUCCCUGGCAUCGUUUUGUUUCAUGUGGACUUGGGUUCCCAAAAUCUAGCCCUGGAUUGCUGCAGUUUCACUUUAUGAAUGAAAACUUCCCACGUCUACAGUCUUGGCAAAACAGUGGAAGUUUUCUUAUUUAUUGCUGAUUAUUUAUUUUCUCAGCCACAUACUAACUUAUUUUUGUGCUCGGUGGUUCGCGAAGUUUCGGCAGCAGUAAUCUGUGUUCUUUUGGUUUGUUUGUUUUGUUUUUUAAGUUCUAAUUGACUAAAGAAAUGAUAAUGGGUAGACUUACAGUCAUGUAUUAGACUGUGAUGAUACCUGGUUUUACAGGUUUUCGUAGUACAGUAAUAUUCUCUCCCUGUUCUAAGGGGCGACACAAAAAGACUUUGGAUAUUGUUUCCAGUCCUUUGAUGGGAGCUCUGACCUAACAAUAAUUUAGGCUCACGUGGAUGUGUUCUCUUUUAUAAGACACACACUUUUUCUCAAAGAAAAGGAGCAUUCCUGUUUACAAUAAAUGAAUCUGUUCACUAGACAGAAAGCUGGCUUUUGGUUUCUGUCUGCAUUGUUUGUGAAGUACUGGGCUGUAACUUAAGGAAUGUUGCCAGAACACUUUGUACUUUGGAAAUUCCCAAAGGUCAGAACUACUUACACAUUAUUUAUGUUUACUAAAAAGGCCAAAUGAACAACCUAAUUGUUCGAUUCUGUUAACGCAAAAGUGAAUGAUAUACCACUGCCUUAUUGAAAAAACUGUCAUAUUGCAACAUUUAUUUCAUUUAAAUGCCCUUUUGAAAGGUGGACCUUCAAGAAUGCAUCCUGUCCUCUUUUUAUUUUGUUUUUAAUUUUUUUCGUAGAAACACUGACAUGUGUCCACCAGGGAUUUGCUUUUGUGUAAUUCGUUGGCUUUGGAUCCAGAUUGGCAUGUUCAGACUUAAUUGUUGUAGGAAUGAAAUUAAAUUCACUACUGUACAAGAAUUAGACUUUUCCCAAUGUAUGUAAUGGGGGGGGGGGGGGGCAUGUG